This is a messenger RNA of Nelumbo nucifera (sacred lotus), 804 nucleotides long. RefSeq lists its product as uncharacterized. Gene Ontology annotation, cellular component: nucleus. Lineage: Eukaryota; Viridiplantae; Streptophyta; Magnoliopsida; Proteales; Nelumbonaceae. Gene Ontology annotation, molecular function: DNA-(apurinic or apyrimidinic site) endonuclease activity; DNA binding; phosphoric diester hydrolase activity. The record is from RefSeq and is a predicted model, not a curated record. Gene Ontology annotation, biological process: base-excision repair.
AUGAAGAUUGUAAGUUGGAAUGUGAGAGGCUUGGGGAAUGCAAGAAAGAGAGCUUUAAUAAAGGAGGUCCUAAGGAAAGAGAACCCAGAUAUUUUUUUAAUCCAGGAAUCUAAACUCAUGACAAUUGAUAAAAGGUGGGUUAGAAGUGUGUGGAGAGCAAAUGGAUUGAGUUGGGUAAUGAGUCCAUCUUGGGGCUCAUCUGGAGGGAUAGUCACUUUGUGGAAAGAUGAAGUGUUGGAGGGAGUGGAAGAAUUAAUGGGAAGAUUCUCAGUUUCUAUCAAAUUCAAGCAAGUGACAAAUGAGUUUGAAUGGGUCUUAACUAAUGUUUAUGGCCCUACUGGCUACAAGCAAAGGAAUGAUCUGUGGGAUGAGUUGGAAGACAUUAGAGGUUGGGAAGAGCACUGGGGAGAUUUGGUGUCAAGGGCCUUGCCGAGAGUUACCUCUGACCAUUGGCCAAUUAUGCUAAGCAAGGCAGAUUUUGGAAAUAGUGGUCCUUCCCCCUUUAGAUUUGAGAAUAUGUGGCUUCUGCAUCUAGAUUUUAAAGAGAAAGUGAAGCAGUGGUGGAAUGAAAUUAACCCGAGGGCAAACUGGGCAGGAAUGAAGUUCCACUGGAAACUAAAAGAGCUGAAAGUCAAAAUUAAGGAGUGGAAUAUUCUUCACCUUUGGGAGGAUAGGAGAAAGGAAGCAACGGUUGAUAAGCCAGAUCAAGGAAUUAGUUGCAAAGGAAGAACAAGGAUGUUUUGGGGAAAAGGACAAAGAGGUGAAGUGGGAGUUGAGGAAAAAUCUGGAGGAUACAAUUUUUAA